Messenger RNA from Ipomoea triloba (trilobed morning glory), 969 nucleotides. RefSeq lists its product as uncharacterized. The transcript is spliced from 2 exons. Bases 122 to 805 code for a protein of 227 amino acids. The record is from RefSeq and is a predicted model, not a curated record. Lineage: Eukaryota; Viridiplantae; Streptophyta; Magnoliopsida; Solanales; Convolvulaceae.
UCCUAAAUUUGGUUAAACCCGCAGAGUAAGAAUUGAAUCAUUCUACUAUAGGACGGUAAAAACUAUAAUAAAUUUCUUGUUUCUUUGUCGCAUACGAAUUGAAGCCCAAAAAAACUCAAGUAUGUAUAGUAGAUUAGCAGCAAAGCUGAAUCGUCCCCUCCUAGGAUUGAUUCCGAGGAAUCAAUACUGUCUGCCGGAAAGGCUUUUGUCGGCCUCUGUCGGCCGGACAGCGGACCCUGAUCUUCAUGGCGGUGAUGUUGAUGAAUAUGAUGCCGCGGAGGCGAAGAAGGCGGAAACGGCGACGGGGGAUUCGGAGAUUAAACCCAGCAGCACCGGAAAAGUCCCAUUUUCGCCGUCGAAAUCCCCUUGUGGGUCAUCGCCCAAGAUAGAGAGCAGAGGCGUGAACGAUCGCAUAGACCCAAACGUCCAACAAAAGCGUCGCAAUUCUACCGCCUCAAUCCCUGACGUCAGCUGCGCGGGGUUGGACGGCGGGCCGUGGCCGGAUGACGCGACGGAACGGCGCCGACAAGAGGACGACAACAAGGAAUACUUCAAGCACCACAAGGCGUCGCCGUUGUCGGGAUUAAAAAUGGUCGACACAAGAAAGCCGAUAACACGAGCAACCGAUGGGAGCAGUGGUGGAGCCGCCGCAGGAGGUGUGGUGGUGUGGCUGCCGGAGCAGUUGGAAUCGGCGGAGGACACGCUGUUGAGAGCCAUGGAAAUAUGGAAAGAAAACGCAGCGAGGGGCGACCCAGAUUCCCCGCACGGCAAGAUUCUCAGGAAUCUUAGAGGAGAAUAUUGGUGAUCAAUCAAUAUAAUAUAUAAUUCUCCAACUAAAAUCUAAACUGUACUGUAAACCACGGUUAAACACUCUACUUAUAUCUUAUAUCUAUCCCCUGUAAUAAUACCUCAACUACUCCUUGGAUGAAUUCCACGACGCAUUAACGCCGUCACCUGCCUUAUCUCCAA